AUGGCUAGUGCGUCUGAAGAUGAGGAACUUAUCUGGGAAGAUGUAGAGACUGAUGCACAUAUUGAAUCUGGUCAAAACUUAACAUCAUACGUUCUUAAAUAUAUAGUAGAUGGUUUAAAUCAACUAAUUGGAACAUGA
Molecule: messenger RNA, 138 nt
Organism: Scutellospora calospora
Lineage: Eukaryota; Fungi; Glomeromycota; Glomeromycetes; Diversisporales; Gigasporaceae
Source: the annotation of a GenBank genome assembly